This is a messenger RNA of Pomacea canaliculata, 5908 nucleotides long. RefSeq lists its product as uncharacterized. Gene Ontology annotation, biological process: DNA damage tolerance; protein monoubiquitination. The record is from RefSeq and is a predicted model, not a curated record. Bases 2030 to 3910 code for a protein of 626 amino acids. Gene Ontology annotation, molecular function: single-stranded DNA binding; ubiquitin protein ligase activity. Gene Ontology annotation, cellular component: nucleus; Rad6-Rad18 complex. The transcript is spliced from 11 exons. NCBI's taxonomy places the organism in Eukaryota, Metazoa, Mollusca, Gastropoda, Architaenioglossa, Ampullariidae.
CCUUUUCCCACUCGGAUUUCGCGCUUUUAUUUGGAAAGGCUGUAUAUUACUGUAAAGGCUAUAUUUUUCAUGCAAGUUUUAGACAAUGUUUGAAAACUACGAUGAUAUAGAUAGCUGGCCUAGCUGUCUAAAUUUUAUGAAGGACUUAGAUGAGAUCUGCAGAUGUCCUAUUUGCUAUGAUUUCAUGCAAGCACCUGUGAUACUUCCAAACUGCGAUCACAACUGUAGGAGAAAUGAUGUUUUCGAUAUUAGAUUAACAGCAGUUAUUAUAUUCAAGUACAGCAUUGCACUCGUGAUUGUUGGCGGCAUGCAACCUAUCCUUAAAUUACAGUUUCAUGCAUACAGGUACACAUACUCUAACACACUAUAAUGAUUAACUGCUGACAAACAGUUUGACUAAUUGCAUCUUUGAUGAUAAAAGAGAGCAUUGUGCAGACCAUAGGUGUUUAUAUCGCCAUACAAUAAUCUUUUGAAGUUGGGUUAAUGAGAGGUGCACAGACCGUCUAAUAAUGUCAUUAUUAUGUGGCAAGGUCCUUUUGACCUCAGGUCACACACAAUGAGACUGGCAUAAAUGCUGUAUUUUGGGCUAAUUUUUGAUCUAAAGAAAAGCGCAAUUUCAAACUUAAACACAGAACAACUGUUUGGUGUUCACAUAAAGAGGCAAGUAAAAUUAAAUUAAAGAAGUAAAAAUGUAGACUGAUGAGAACAGUGACUGGAUCCACACACUCACACAUAUUUCACAUAUCCAAAUAAAAUAGACUCAGAUUCAUUGUUUCAUGAGGUGGUAAAAUUGCCUGUGGGCUCUGCUGAAUCAGCUGUUUCUUAAGAGUGUAUGUGAUGCCAUAUUAAGAUGCUUGAAUAUUGAGUAUUGGGUACCAUGCCACUGAACAGAGGGUAUGAGUUGUAUGCCUUUAAUUGAUUGGAGGAUAUUUCAGGAUAUUUUUUUUUUUACUGCUUUAGUCAUAUUAGUCCAGUUAGAUAAAGCUCAUAGCAACUUGCAUGCCUUUCAGGAGAAUUAUAAUCAUAAUGUGCAAUUUAUGUAGCCCAGAAUCACAGUCAUCUCAGGGUAUGCACUCAGCACUUGUUACAAAAGUAAUUGCUCCAAAUAAGCUAAUUAGUGAUUGUAAUUGUGACUUUGGAAUCAUUAAUUUACUGUUUUAAAAGGCAAUAAAUAGAAAACAAUUAUUUCAGGUAUGAGGUUUAACUUCUACAAGGUGUAAGUCUGUAGUGUGGUGAUACUGUGGAAGAUAUUUUUAAGCAAGCAGUCUAUUCUGAGCUACUACCAACAGAAAGAAAAUUAGGUAUAUCCAUGUUUCAUGCUUUUAAGAGUUCAGACUGGACAUAAUGUCUGAGAAGCCUGUUUCAAAAAUAUAGUUAUGAUUGCCAACUGCACUUAAUAUGUAUUACAUUUGUUGCAGUUUGCUCUCUUUGUAUUCGUCAGUUUUUCAUCCGCAAGGAGCAUUGCCCAGUUUGCUUCAGUUCAUCAUCGAGCAAUCUUCUGAGAAACAACCGCAUUUUAGAAAGAGCUAUUUUGGAGCUUAAUAAAAUAAGGAAGCAUCUGCUUGAACUGGUGAAGAGAAACAGAAUCUCUACUGGAGCUUGUGAAAACGUGACCAGCCCAUCCCAGAAGACAUCCAUUCUUGAAAAUGGAAACAGCCCGCGACAAGUGCCUGUAAAGUACUGCAAGAAUGAUACACAGAUAGAAGGAAGCUGAAAACUAGGUCACAGAAUGUAGAAGAUAAUGUGCAGAUGACGUGGAAAGAAUUUAUCAUGAGCAAUGAACCUGGCAGUUUGAAUAAUUUGGAGUCUGCAGCUAUCCAUGAAGGUGACUCUGAUGUGGAAAUAAUCUCAGAUAACAGCAGCAGUAGAAUAGAAAAGCCAGGGAGUCCUCCGUGUUUCAUGAGGAGCAAAACCUAUUCAAGUGUCACUCCAAAACCUAAAACUAUCCAAAGUAAACUCUUUAGUCACAUGAAAAUGUCGACAGAUAAAAGAGCUACAGCCUCAGCUGACAAACCCAGUCCCAGUUCCAAUGACCUGGAAUUUUAACAUGUCAUGGAAAGAUGAUUCUAGAUCAUUGAUGCAGGAGGGUUUACAAUCCUCAAGAAAGUCAGCAAACAAGGAUAUUUAUGGUUCCUUGAAUACUUCCCCAACAAACAAAGUGGCUUGCCCAGUGUGUGGAGUUCCAGUGUUGCCUCAUGGAAUUAACAGCCAUCUUGACAUUUGCCUUUCUCGAGCUAACAAGAAGCUGACACUGAGACAGCCUGAAAUGAAGAAGCAUAUGACGAAGCUUGUGUACAAUUUGAUGUCAGAUAAAGAUAUACGUAAGCGGCUGCGAGAUCUCGGGCUAAGCACUGAUGGAGACAGACAGAUGUUGAUAAAGCGACACCAUGACUUCACAUUAUUAUAUAAUGCUAAUUGUGAUGCUCUGGUUUCUAAAGACAUGUCAGUCUUGAAAAAAGAAUUUGAGGAUUUGCAACAAAUGCAAAAGAAACUAGCAUUAAAGGAGUCCCCAGCCUGUCAGACGAUGCUGAAUUUCACUAAGAAUUCAAGUCAAGAGGACAUUGAGAGAGCCCAGAAAUUAUAUGCUCGCAAACAUAAGAAACAGUUUAAAUCUCUGAUCAAGCAGACAAGGAGUGCAAUGGCUGCUGCAAAGCAGGAGGUAGAUGGAAGUGUACAAUUGCACCCAGCUACCAACCUAUGUCAGGUGGGAGAGGUCAGUAAAACUGGCUGUCAGCAAGAGGAAACAACUCUGUCACAUUUGGAAAGCAGCAACUUAAAGCAGGAAUGGGACAUCAAAUCUUUCCCAACACUCAGCAUUAGUUUGUGCAAGGAAGGAAGGGAAGCAUGUUCAAAAAUGAAAAAAGAUGUCACCUUAAGAAUGCAGACUUGUGGACAGGAGGGACUAAGUACCAAAGAACAUUCUUCAGGAGAACAUAAAAUCUUUGUAGAAAAUGAGAGUGCCUGGUGCCAAAGAUCAGUUAAGCAGCCGGUCGAUAAUUUUAAAACAGUUAGUAGUCACUGUGAAAUGGCAGUGAAAGAUGUCUGCCAGGCUGUGAGCAGCUCAGUAAAUGCAGGUGUACAAUUGACAGAAGCUGUUGAUGUGAAUGAAGUUAAUGAAUAUGAAAAAUUAGACUCGUCGUCAUGCAAGAAACUACCCAAAAUAAGACAUUAUCAGCCAGAUGCUGACAACAUUUCUGACUUGUGCUGCCAAAAUCUGGGUUGCAGUAAGAUCGAAAUGAAUUACACCUGUGAGACAAUGCAAGUGAAUGAUGAAGAUACAAGAGAAGAGGCAGAUUCUGUUGUCUUGGGUAGAUCUGAAUUGGAAAAUUCAACAUUUCAUCUGGACAUAAAAGCAGUUGUUGAAGAGCAAGAAACAGUUACAAAACAAAUAUGUGAGAGAUCCAUUUUGAAAUCAAUGCGGAAGGAAAUGUGUUCAAGUGUUCUGAGCUUUAAAAAGUCUUUGAGAUUUGCUUUGGAUGGAAAAAGUGACCUGCCUUCAGGAAAAAACACCCCGGAGAUUAAUUCUUUCAGUCAGGUAGAGACCUCAAGCAGUUCUAAAAUGCCAACUGUUUCUGAAUUUCCUUUUAGAGACCUAGAUUUUGGAUCAGUUCCUUCAAAAGAACAUGUAUGCAUAUCAGAGGAGAUAUCUAGUGCCCCACAGUCUUUAACAGUGGAUAUACCGUGUACAGAAGACACAACUCGUCAUGAGCCAUCUUUGAUUAGUGAGGGUCAUAAUCUUAGAAGGAAAAGGAGACGAGUUGAAGAGCCAGAGAAAAAAGAUUGCUAUGACAAUCAGUUUCAUCAGGAAAUUGCUUCAGACAAGGAAAGAGAAGAAUCCAGCUUACCUGUUCUCAUCAGGCCAGCUAGAAAAUGUGGAAGACAAACCAAACGUGCACGACGACAAAAGUAGGCCAAGGGCAGAUUUCUUAAAGUCUUUAGCAAGACAUUAACGAUGCUAAAGAGCUUUUAACAUGUUUUUAACAUGCAGGUCUUAAGGGAAGGACCAUAUUGGUCUCCUUUGUAAUGUCCACCCUGACAAAGUUCCUGAGUUCCACUUCUGAACAAUGUUUUAGACUUUAUUUAAUCUAUGCAGCUGAUUUAUCUAUUCAUUCUUAACUUUUGCCAAAGUUGAUAUUUUGGGGCGCUGCAUGGACAUUACCUUGUUGUUUUCCUUCUUUUUUUUGCUUUGUUUUGUGAUGUUUGACCUGGUAUGUUGAAGAAUCUUAUAUUGACUUUAUUAAGACAGAAAACUUGUUGCUCCCUUAUUAAAUAAGUCUGAGUUUUUUAUCAGCUAGGGAUCAGUAGCAUGACCUACAGCUGAAAGUAGUUCUUUCUUUGUGUUUAGUGGAAUAAUCAGAUGUACAGAAAUUCAUUUCAGACAUUUCAAUUUGUGGUAUUUGAAAUUUGCUCACAGAAUUCUGCUUAUGCAUAAGUGUAAGGAGGAAAAAAAUAGCAAAGAUGAAAUUUGUGGAUGAACUUGAGCUAGUAAGAAAUGCCGAAGGUCUGGUAUUGCUAAGUGUUGUACUCACAUCAUGAAGUUAUUUCAAAAAUAAUCUGUGGAGACUUAAAUUUAUGUUCUCUUCUUAAAAAAAUUUUUUCUAUUUUUGCAUUUUUCGUGAUUUAUGAUAUCCAUCGGGGUUUUUUUUUUUUUGUUUUUUUUUUUUUUUGGUGCCGUAAUACAUAAAGCCUCUCUUAAAGGUAAAAGAAAAAAGGCUGUCCUCCAUCCUUUUUGUAAGGUCGUUAGGAGGUGAUGCUGCUGGUGAGAUUUUUAAAGAGUUUCUCUUCUUCAGUCUCUUGGCUGAGCAAUGAGGUUUGAGCAAUAAUCAAACAAAGACGAAGACUAGUCUUUAGAUAUAAUGAUUAAUGAUGUCAGUGUUAUUUUAAAAGUUUAAAUAACUCAGAACUUGUUUUUGCGUCAGUCACACCUGGUCACCCGACAUGCGAGCUGUGGAGACACUGAUAUGGUUUGUUAAACAACUUUGCGUUCUGCAAAGAGUAUAGGACUCUCCUGCCAGGCUGCAAGAACUGGGAGUGUGUGUGUGUCCGAUCAAUCUCCCAACAAAAGAGCUUUUCAUGGGUCUUUGGUUUUGUAUAGCUAUGCCUGGCGUAUGUUACUGAGCCGCACUCGUUGCUGACAGGUAAUUGGGAGAGAUGUAAGGUAUCCUUGGAGAGAUAAGGCGGAUCAAAGAUUGGGAUGAAUACAGCCCCUCCGGUCGACACUAUUUGACAACAGUAUGGACCGAGAGGUGGCACUAGUGUGAUUCUUGUAUAGACAAAGAAUGUAAGGAACAUGUAACAUCAUAAGCCUUUGAUUUUUUACUCUUGAGGAUCAUGCACUUUUUAUGAUUUUCUUAAUCAUACAACUAUUGAUGCCUCCGUUGUUUUUUGUUUUGGCCUAUUUCUGUUCUUCUCGGACUUCGAGAUAAUGACUGGUGACUCGUCUUUUUAAAGGUGUAGUAGUCUUAUGCCACAUUUUGUUCUGAUCAAUCAAGAAUUUAUUUUGCCUCAUAAUGGGAUUUUUAUGUGUCCGGUAUACAGUAAUGCACCACGAAGUUCUUUGGAGGUCUGUCUAAAUUUUAACUCUUAUUUAUCACCAGAAAUAUUAAAGAUGAGUUUAUUUUUGUAACCCUUCUAUAAAUGUAUAAAUGAUUCUUAACUCAUUAGCAAUAUUGUGAGCACUCGGGUAUGAUUUGUCAAAAGGACGUUUUGUGCGUUUCUUCAUUAGGAAAGUGAAAGCGAUCGAGUGUUAAUUUGCACAUUUUAUUUUUGUAAAAUCGCUCAUUUGUGAAAUGGGUCGAUGGCCUAAUCAAUGAUAUAGUUCCUUUGCUUUAAUGUUGCACGGGAAUGUUGCACGUUACUCUUUAAAAUGUGUUCUUAAAUAAAUGCGUCUGUGCGCGCAAUUACCCGC